AGCUUAGGAUCAACAUGCAAAUCAAAAAAAUGUUAAUCAACCCCUACCCUUAGUUUCUUUGAGAGAUGUCUCUCAGACUCAAUCCAUUUAAAUUUAAUGUCUAUUUACAUUAUUCUUAAUGCCUACUUAUGAUAUCUUUAAUGUCUACUCAUAAUAUCUUAAAUGCCUACUUAUAUUGUUUUUAAUGCCCACUUGCAAUAUUUCGAAAAAAAUAUAAUGGGUCUACCUAAUUAGAGAUAAUCUCUCAAAGAAACCGUCUCUCACAAGAAUUUGUAUUUAUUUUAUUUUAGUCUAUUUUAUUUAUAUGCAAUUUAUUUAUUUUUAUUUUAUGUUUAAGGGUCAAACUUGUGUGAUAAGAUGUAGACUUGCGGAGCUAGUUGUAGGUUCAUUCAGUCAUAUUCAUUGCAGGAAUUCCUCUUGUUUUUUCUCGAGUCGAGGGACCUUUUAGCCGCGUGCUUCUUUAUGGUAUGAGUUGUCGCCUUUUUUCUUUUCAUACCCUAAUCAUAAUUUUUUAUGACAUGAUACAUUGAGUAUGAUGAUGAUGACACACGUUAAAAAGCCAGAGAUGGCUGCACUCAAUUUCCCAAGUAAAAUCCACCCAAACAAAGGAGUUGUGUUAAUGCAAUUGCACUAAAAUAAACAAAUGCUCAAAAACAAAAAGCAAAAGGUGAAAAGUAAGCUAAGAUCAAAAUAAAUAUGGUGGGUGACUCCAUAUCCAUCCUUAAAUACAAGUAUUUUCAACUACUUUUAGAAUACCAAAGCCCAAAACAUGCUACACUUUCACUUAUUAGCACUUUCCCUUCCAUUCAUCAUCAUCCUUAAGCUCAUCUACACCUUCCUAUGGGUCCCAUGGAGGAUCCAACACCAUUUCAAGAAUCAAGGCAUAGUGGGUCCCCCAUACUAUCCUAUCCUAGGAAAUACGGGUCAGAUCCGACGGAUGUAUGCUGAAGCCCAAUCCAAGCCCAUGCAAAUUGGGCUUCAUGAUAUAAGUAAAAGGGUGAUGCCAUUUUACCAUAAAUGGUCUGCCCAAUAUGGGAAGACUUUUCUUUACUGGUUUGGAUCCAAGCCCAUGCUUGCAAUUUCGGAUCCGGAUAUGAUCAAAGAAGUAUUGAUGAAUACUAAUAAUGAUUGUUUUGCAAGAUUAAAGUUUAAUCCAUUGUCUAAGAUGUUGUUUGGUGAUGGCCUUGUUGGGCUUGAGGGCCAUCAAUGGGCUUUUCAUCGUCGUAUUGCUACUCAAGCUUUUAAUAUGGAAAGAGUCAAGAGUUGGAUACCAGAUAUUGUUGCUAGUACACAAAAGACUCUAAGAAAGUGGGAGGAAAGCAAGGGUUCACAAGAAGAAUUUGAAGUUGAGGUGCAUCAAGAACUUCACAAUCUUAGUGCUGAUAUCAUUUCAAGAACAGCUUUUGGAAGCAAUUAUGAAGAAGGAAAGCAAAUUUUUGAAUUGCAACAACAACAAAUGCACCUUGUGUCCCUUGCUCUUAGAUCUAUCUACAUUCCCGGAUUUAGGUUUUUGCCAACCGCGAAAAACAGGGAGAGGUGGAGGCUAGAUAAGGAAACUAGAGACUCGAUAAGGUUGUUGAUCAUGAAAAAUCAUACCGAGACUGAGGCAAACAACUUGGUUAGUUUGUUAAUGUCAGCCAUUGAGUAUGAUGCUGAUGAUGGAAAAGAAAGGAGGUUGAGCAUUGAUGAAGUAAUAGAUGAGUGCAAGACUUUUUACUUUGCAGGAAAAGAAACAACAGCUAAUCUUCUAACUUGGGCACUAAUUCUACUAGCUACCCAUCAAGAAUGGCAAAUUGAAGCCAGGAAAGAAGUGCUUCAAAUUUGUGGUGUUGAUGGCAUCCCUACAAUCCAAAACAUCAAUGAUUUUAAGCUUAUCAAUAUGAUAAUAAACGAAACACUUCGGCUAUAUCCUCCUGCUGUCAUGUUAAAGAGAAGAAGCACAAAAAAAUUAAAACUGGGGAAUCUGAUUGUUCCGACAGAGACACAAUUGUAUUUAGCCAUGACCGAUGUCCAUCACGAUGUCAAUAUUUGGGGUGAAGAUGCUAAUAAGUUCAAUCCUUUGAGAUUUUUACAACCUAGGAAACAUGUUGCUGCAUUUUUCCCUUUCUCAAUAGGUUCAAGAGUUUGUGUGGGACAAAAUCUAGCCAUGGUGGAGUCAAGAAUUGUUCUAGCCAUGAUUGUUAAGGAAUAUAAGUUUGUGCUGUCCCCAACAUAUGUUCAUGCACCUAUGCAACUAAUGACCUUGCAACCCCAAUAUGGUGCUCAUAUCCUUUUUCAAAAAAUAUGAUUUCUAUGCCUGGACCCACCUUUGUGAAUAACCAUGAAGUCACCGUAGAGUUAGGUCUAUACUGUUUUGUUCUUUUGAGUUUACUACUGAAAGUAAAAUAUUGUGAAAAAAUAUCGAUUUUCAUAGUAAAAUAAAAAAGAUAGAGGGAGUAAUAAUGUUUAUCAUAAGAAAGAAUAUGAUAUGUAGAAUGUACUCCGCUUUGAUGUAUCGUGGUAAAAAUUUCUCUCGUGAUUAUUUAUGAUGUAAGCGACAUGAGAAUGAUGUGAGCAGAGUAAGUUGGGUUGAAAAUUUUUGAUGGUCUUGAUAGUAUUUUAAUGAUGGGUUUUCUUAAGGCUAAAAUACAAUUAGACAUGAUUGAUUUAUAAAUUACUCGAUCUAUUAAAGUUUGAACUUUGAACAUAGACCUAUUAAAAUUAUUAUUUUGGUAGG
Amaranthus tricolor (Joseph's coat) is the source of this 2716-nucleotide messenger RNA. RefSeq names its product cytochrome P450 734A1. The record is from RefSeq and is a predicted model, not a curated record. Bases 770 to 2287 code for a protein of 505 amino acids. The transcript has 4 exons. Lineage: Eukaryota; Viridiplantae; Streptophyta; Magnoliopsida; Caryophyllales; Amaranthaceae. Gene Ontology annotation, molecular function: monooxygenase activity; heme binding; oxidoreductase activity, acting on paired donors, with incorporation or reduction of molecular oxygen.